CAAGCCUCAGUGAAUGCUCGGAUGCGAUUCUGUUGACGGGGCUGCCAUUGCGGGUACCUUAGGGACGAUUUGCCCUCAACUUCAAAGUCCAGAACCGAGAUCGAUCAAGGGUUUCGAAAAGGUGGGCGAGAUCAGUCGAUUACUCCAGUUUUUCUUUCAUCAUAGAUUUGGGCAUCCCUGGCCUUGGAUGCGUGGUGGGAGUAUCGCUGAUAUCAUAGUCUCAUCAUGGACCCAGAGUCGAUCCGGGAAGUGGACGGUGACAUCAGAUGCAGCACAACCCCAACAACCCGCCAUAUAAACCACAUCUCAACCCAUGCUCUAUCAACCAUCGAAAUCAGACUCUAGCAACCACUCUACAAUCAUACCUCUUUACACACGAAUCCUUCAAGAAACAAUCAAAACCACAUCUUACCAUCAAAAUGUCUUCUCCUCACCGUGGCGGCAGACUCGAAGACAUGGCCCCCCAGGGCACUCGCAUUCCCAAUGAUGCAGGCAUCAUGAACACCAUCCCCUCCGUUCCUCGCCCAGACCAAAGAUCCGAAGAUUCGCAGUUCGACAACUACGGUGUCGCUCAUCCCACCUCCGCUUUCGCCGCCGACAACGCCACCGACAUGCCGCGCAGCACCAGAGACAUGGGUGCCUCGGGCGAGGUCAUCACCGGCACCGGAAACUCUUUUCCCGCAGAAGGCGAAUCCAAGAGAAAUCUUAUUGGCACCAACCACCCUGGCGCCAAGGGCGAGUCCAGGAACUUGAAGCAUUCCAACCUGAACCGCAGUGCUUAUGACCGGUUUGCCGCGGAGGAUGAGGAUGCCAUUGGCGAACAUCAGAUCCGAAACGAAUAAAUGAUAGGCGUAUCUGGGAUAUGCUUGAUAUGACAUGAUGUACUAUAGAUGAACGAAUUUUACUGUUUCUGUACUAUA
Aspergillus sclerotioniger CBS 115572 is the source of this 920-nucleotide messenger RNA. RefSeq lists its product as uncharacterized. The record is from RefSeq and is a predicted model, not a curated record. Bases 420 to 842 code for a protein of 140 amino acids. The transcript has a single exon. NCBI's taxonomy places the organism in Eukaryota, Fungi, Ascomycota, Eurotiomycetes, Eurotiales, Aspergillaceae.